Molecule: messenger RNA, 399 nt
Organism: Prunus armeniaca (apricot)
Lineage: Eukaryota; Viridiplantae; Streptophyta; Magnoliopsida; Rosales; Rosaceae
Source: the annotation of a GenBank genome assembly
AUGGGAACCACUUCAGGACCACAGUUCCUAUCAGAGGAUGGAUUACCGUACGGUAUGCCAAGUGGAGCAAGCCUCGCGCUGCACCCUAGCACUCCCUUUGGUAAUCCUCCUGCGCUUCAGACCACGGUCGAAGCAGAGCUUCUGGCUCAGAUGACCUCCCUCCGAAAGGAGAUGGCUAAACUCCAAGAACGAAACGCAAAACGUUCGGACCACCGAAACUUCCCAGAGUCAGUAGACCCCCGGUCGGCAGAGGAAGGGAAAACAGAGGGCAAAGGCAACGCCUGCGCCUUCCAAACAGCUGGUGGUCCCCGCACCCCAGGACCAACCGCACGUACCGAAGAAGGUAUACACCGAUUGUCGUCAUCGGAUCAACGACAAGAAGGAUGCCGAAUGGCAUAG